Suillus paluster is the source of this 219-nucleotide messenger RNA. RefSeq lists its product as uncharacterized. Bases 1 to 219 code for a protein of 72 amino acids. NCBI's taxonomy places the organism in Eukaryota, Fungi, Basidiomycota, Agaricomycetes, Boletales, Suillaceae. The record is from RefSeq and is a predicted model, not a curated record. The transcript has a single exon.
AUGCAGAGUCAGAAUAAUUACCUUAGGCAAUGGCUGCCAAAGCAGAAAUCAUAUCUCUAUCACCUCCUAGAUCAAGAAGCUCUGCCUGAAAAUAGGAGAUGCUUCAUUUAUAACCAGAAUGGGGUAUACAAAUGUCAAGAUUGUCUUGGGGAGCCACUCUAUUGCACGGGCUGCUGCAGGAGUCAACAUCAAUACAAUCCUUUUCACUGGAUCAGUUAG